This is a messenger RNA of Coccinella septempunctata (seven-spotted ladybird), 1638 nucleotides long. RefSeq lists its product as uncharacterized. The transcript has 2 exons. NCBI's taxonomy places the organism in Eukaryota, Metazoa, Arthropoda, Insecta, Coleoptera, Coccinellidae. Bases 189 to 1328 code for a protein of 379 amino acids. The record is from RefSeq and is a predicted model, not a curated record.
CAAAUCGUUUCGUUUCUAGUUUACGAUUUGGCAAUAGCGCCUACUAGAACAAUGGCCUUUCAGCUGUUCUGUGGUUAACCUUCUUUUUGAUAGCAUAAGGUCUAUGGUUAGCCUUCUUUUGUUUGCAAGUUUACGUUCACGGGUAACGUUGAUUUCAAGUUACUUAAAACGGUGGAUCUUUUUCAAAUAUGAAGAUGAAGAAAACGUGUUUUGUGCCCACAUGCCUGAAUUCCUCAAAGAGUGCUCCCAACAAAUGCUUUAUAUUUGUUCCAAGGGAUCCUACUAAAAGAAAAGCCUGGUUUGACGCAGUAGGAGCUAAAUUAAUUAAAUCUGCUAAAUACUGUUGUGAAGAUCAUUUCAAUUUGAAGGAGGAUUCCAUAGAUUUUUCUCUUUAUAAAAGAACCAAAAUGACUCCACGGAUUAAAAAGGGCCUUGUACCGUAUUUAUUUAUAUCGAAACCAAAUAGAAAUAUAUUUUCAUCUCAACUUGAUGACUCGGAUGAAAACACAGAAAUGUCUUCUGUGGAUGCAAGUCAAGAUAAAUAUCCCGAUAAACACAUACAGUACGAUCAUACUGCCAGUUUUGAAGAUGACAAGAAAUGGCAUGUUGAAUUAGGAAAUGUGAACAUUUGUGAACAAUUUAUAGAUGAAAAAGGAGUUCAUGGUAGAGAAGAAUAUAUAAUUAAAAAUGAAGAAAGUACAUCUAAUUCUUCAUAUAUUGAAAUGGAUGCAAAUCAAUCACCUGCCACUUUUGAAGAAGAAAAGCCUUCAGUAUUAAAUCCAACGAGCAUUAAAUCUGAACCUGUUGACUGGGAGCAAUGUGAAUUUACUAAAUAUCACUUGGUUGAUUAUCCUGCAGGUGAAGAAAAAUAUCUUGAUCAUACUGCCAGUUUUGAAGAUGACAAGAAAUGGCAUGUUGAAUUAGGAAAUGUGAACAUUUGUGAACAAUUUACAGACGAAACAGUAGUUCAUGGUGCAGAAAGAUAUUUAAUUAAGAAUGAAGAAAGUACGUCAAAUUCUUCAGUUAUUGAAAUGGAUGCGAAUCAAUCACCUGCCACUUUUAAAGAAGAAAUGCCUCUAGUACUAGAUCCAACCAGCAUUAAGUCCGAACCCAUUGACUAUGAGCAGUGUGAAUUUCCUAAAUGUCAUUUGGCUGGUGUAGGUGGAGAAAAAAAUCUUGAUAAACCCAUACAGUAUGACCAUACUAAUCAUACCUACUCAUUUAAAGAUGUUGAGAAAUGUCAUGUUAAAUCGGAAAUUGGAGACAUUUUUGAACAAUUUAUAGACGAGGAAGAAGUUAGUAAAAGAGGAGAUUAUAUUUAUAAUUAAGAAUGAAGAACUAACCCAAAUUCCCUAGUUAUAGAAGGCAAUGUAAUUCAAUCACCUGCCUCUUUUUACCAAAGAAUUCUCUUCAGUAUUUGAUCCUGCGUGCAAUAAAUCUCUGCCUUUGAAUAUCAAGAAUCAUAUGUGUCAUAUGUGUGGACUUUCAAACCAGUGAUGAAAAUGACCUUGUGUUACACGUCAAAUCUGUUCAUUUGAGUAUCAAGUGUGACUUGUGUGAGUAUGUUACUAAUGAAAAAGAUAACCUCAAACAACACGUAGACUUGGUUCAUUUGAAUCAAAGAUCAUAGAGUAGAAA